CGAGUUGUCAGUACGAUCUGCCAAAUAUCCACAUCCAGUAACCUUCUUCGCGAAGGUGUGCGUGUCAUGUUUUUAGUUGUCAAACUUAAAAAUGUCUCAAGCCGGUUCCAAAAAGUCCUCUAUUUCCAAACUAAAUAGUAAAACCGGCAUAAGUAGCCUACUGAUUUUUGUAAUUUUACUACUAGCAUGGAUUGCCGGCUUUUCUUCCCGUUUAUUUGCAGUAAUCAGAUUUGAAAGUAUAAUACAUGAAUUUGAUCCUUGGUUUAAUUAUAGAGCUACAGCCUAUAUGGUAAAGCAUGGGUUUUAUAAUUUUUUGAAUUGGUUUGAUGAGAGAGCAUGGUACCCCCUUGGUCGAAUAGUUGGAGGUACUGUGUACCCCGGUUUGAUGAUAACUUCCGGUAGUAUUCACUAUGUGUUGCAUUUAUUACACAUAAAUGUACAUAUAAGAGAUAUUUGUGUAUUCUUAGCACCAAUAUUCAGUGGACUUACAUCCAUAUCUACAUAUUAUUUAACCAAAGAAUUAUGGUCAGCUGGAGCUGGACUGUUUGCUGCUUGUUUUAUCGCCAUUGUGCCUGGAUAUAUAAGUCGUUCUGUGGCUGGCAGUUAUGACAACGAAGGAAUUGCAAUAUUUGCUCUUCAAUUCACCUACUAUCUUUGGAUCAAAAGUGUGAAAAGUGGAUCUGUCUUCUGGGCUGUUGCUGCGGCUCUUUCAUAUUUUUAUAUGGUUUCAGCAUGGGGUGGUUAUGUUUUCAUCAUCAACCUUAUCCCUCUUCAUGUUUUUGUUUUGUUACUAAUGGGAAGGUUUUCCAACCGACUUUUCACAAGCUACACAACUUUCUAUAUUCUUGGUUUGAUCUUAUCGAUGCAAAUCCCAUUUGUUGGUUUUCAACCAAUACGUACUAGUGAACACAUGGCAGCAUUAGGUGUUUUUGCUCUUUUAUUCGCAGUAGCUACUCUAAAGUACCUACAAAGUAUGAUGUCAAAAUCAGAGUUCAAAUCUUUGGUUAUUUAUGGUGGGCUAAUUGCUGCUGGAUUAGUUUUUGCAAGUGUAGUUUCCUUAACGUAUGCAGGUUAUAUAGCACCUUGGAGUGGAAGAUUCUAUUCACUGUGGGAUACAGGUUAUGCUAAGAUUCAUAUACCAAUCAUAGCUUCUGUCUCAGAACAUCAGCCCACAACAUGGUUUUCUUUCUUCUUCGACCUUCAUGUUUUGGUUGCUACAUUCCCAGCCGGUUUGUGGUAUUGUAUAAAAAAUAUCAAUGAUGAAAGAGUGUUUGUUGUCUUAUAUGCAUUGAGUGCUGUAUAUUUUGCUGGUGUGAUGGUUCGGUUAAUGUUAACACUUACUCCGGUAGUCUGUAUUUUGAGUGGAAUAGCCUUCAGUGGACUGCUUGAACUUUUCUUGAGAGAUGAAGAAAUAGCCAAGCCUGAAGAAAUAGAAGUAAAUGAAGAACAUUCAACACCUAAAAAUAGAAAAUAUGAUAAGGUUGGACGUGUGCCUAAAAUGAAGCAUGAAGUAAACAAAGAGCCAGAUGGUAUUGGACCAAAUAUUAGAACGAUCAUAAGUGUAGUUAUAUUACUUUUAUUGAUGUUAUUCGCCGUCCAUUGCACCUGGGUCACUAGCAAUGCAUAUUCUAGCCCAAGUAUCGUGCUAGCAUCUUACAGUAGCGAUGGGUCCAGACAAAUUUUAGACGACUUUCGAGAAGCAUAUUUCUGGCUUUCUCAAAAUACUGCUGAUGAAGCAAGAGUUAUGAGUUGGUGGGAUUAUGGUUAUCAAAUAGCAGGCAUGGCCAAUCGAACAACCCUUGUAGAUAAUAAUACCUGGAAUAACAGUCAUAUCGCUCUUGUCGGUAAAGCAAUGUCCUCCAAUGAAAGUGCAGCCUACACAAUCAUGACUGCUCUGGAUGUUGAUUAUGUUUUAGUAAUAUUUGGAGGGGUCAUUGGUUAUUCAGGAGAUGAUAUUAAUAAGUUCUUAUGGAUGGUGCGAAUAGCAGAAGGGGAACAUCCUAAAGAUAUCAAAGAAAGUAAUUAUUUUACUUCCCAAGGUGAAUUCAGAAUAGAUGCAGAAGGUUCACCAACUCUUUUAAACUGCCUGAUGUACAAAUUGAGCUAUUACAGAUUCGGUGAAUUGAAAUUAGACUAUAGAACCCCAGCUGGUUACGACAGAACACGUAAUGCUGUCAUUGGAAAUAAAGAUUUUCAGUUAACAUACCUAGAAGAAGCCUACACUACAGAGCAUUGGUUGGUCAGGAUAUAUAGGGUGAAAAAACCAGAUGAAUUCAACAGGCCUAGAAUUCCUGUUGCCAACAGAGUUGUGAAAUCUCCAAAUUUUGUUUCCAAGAAGAGUACAAAGCGUAAGAGAGGCACUAUCAAGAAUAAACCAGUAAUAGUAAAGGGCAAGAAACUCUUACCCAAGAAAUCAUAGACUGUGCAAAAAUGUAUAAUUUAUUGUUGUUAGAUGUUUUUUUACUGUCACAGAAUAUUGUAGUUAUUUUUGGUCUUCAUUGUUACUCCUCAUUUCUUUAUAUUAAAUCAGUUCUCUCUUCUAAACCUAUGAUGUGAUAAAGCAUAAGGCCAAUAAAAAUAUUUGCACUAA
Messenger RNA from Harmonia axyridis, 2590 nucleotides. RefSeq names its product dolichyl-diphosphooligosaccharide--protein glycosyltransferase subunit STT3B (gene Stt3B). Bases 92 to 2419 code for a protein of 775 amino acids. The record is from RefSeq and is a predicted model, not a curated record. NCBI's taxonomy places the organism in Eukaryota, Metazoa, Arthropoda, Insecta, Coleoptera, Coccinellidae. The transcript has 11 exons. Gene Ontology annotation, molecular function: dolichyl-diphosphooligosaccharide-protein glycotransferase activity. Gene Ontology annotation, biological process: post-translational protein modification. Gene Ontology annotation, cellular component: membrane.